AUGGCCGAAAAUAUUCCCUCCCCCGUCCCCGCCAGCGACGAGUACUACAACUUGGGCUCGUUCGGCUAUACCAUCACCACCAGCAGCGCCGACACCCAAACUUGGUUUAAUCGGGGCCUGACCUGGGUACAUUCGUUUAAUCAUAUCGAGGGUGCCUACUGCUUUGAGCAGGCCAUCGCCCAUGAUCCUACAUGCGCCAUGGCAUAUUGGGGGCUCGCUUAUGCGAUCGGCCCAAACUAUAACAAGCCCUGGGAGAAGUUCGAUCUGGGAGACCUUUAUACCUCGGUGCAGCGGGGCCACGAUGCAUCUCGAAAGGCAAAGGGAUAUGCAGAAAAUGCAACUCCCACUGAAAAGGCUCUGAUUGAUGCGAUUCAAUUCCGUUUCCCAACCGACCAGCCUGCGAAGGACUGCCCGGCCCUUAACAAGAGCUAUGCCGAUGCCAUGAAGCUGGUUUAUGACGCUUUCAAAAAUGACCUGAAUAUCGCCACACUAUACGCCGAUGCCUUGAUGAACAUGGCUCCCUGGGCCCUGUGGGAUCUUUUUACUAGUAAACCGAACCCCAAAGCGCCCACGAUAGAGGUGAAAGCUGUGCUAGAAGAGGCGCUGGCGCGGGAGCAUGCCACUCUCAACCCCGGACUGCUUCACCUGUACAUUCAUUUCAUCGAAAUGUCGCCCACUCCUGAGCUCGGCAUUGAUGUUGCCGAUCAUCUGCGUGAUCUGGUCCCUGACGCUGGCCAUAUCCAUCAUAUGCCGACACACUUGGAUAUCCUGAUUGGCGAUUGGCGACGCUCUAUUCAUUCAAACUACAAAUCGACUCUCGCAGACGACAAAUAUUUCCGGAAGUCAGGCGCUAAAAACUUCUAUACUUUCUACCGCCUACACGACUACCACUCCUUGGUCUAUGCUGCCAUGUUUGCCGGCAAAAAGAAGACUGCCCUCGACGCGGUCACUCGCAUGGAAGCAACAGUCCCCGAGGAAGUUCUUCGAAUCCAGUCCCCACCCAUGGCCGACUGGCUUGAACAAUUCAUGGCUAUUCGGCUACAUGUAAUGGUGCGCUUUGGCAUGUGGGAGGACCUCAAACGCAAAGAACUACCACACGACCGCACACUAUUUGCAAGCACUACUGCCGCCACUCACUAUGCCAGGGGCCUGGCAUUUGCCGCUACCGGAGAUGUAGCCACAGCCCGGGAGGAACAGGGACUUUUCAACCAAGCGUGGGCUCGAGUCCCCGAGACCCGCCGCGCCUACAAUGGCAAAAUGAUCGACGUGCUCAAGGUCGCCGCCGCCAUGCUCGAAGGGGAAAUUGAAUACCGCUGCGCCAACUACGAGAAAGCCUUUGCGUCUCUGCGCCAGGCAAUCGACCUCGAAGACAAGUUGCCAUAUAGCGAGCCUUGGUCAUGGAUGCAGCCUGUGCGCCACGCAUACGCUGCCCUGCUCAUGGAACAGGGUCAUUUGGAUGAAGCAGCGCAGACAUACCGCGCAGAUCUAGGUUUGGACCACUCUGUCAUUCGGCCGCGCCGGCACCCGAACAAUGUCUGGUCGCUGCAGGGAUACCAUGAGUGUCUGGUCCGACUGGGGAGGGCGGACGAAGCAGCUAUGAUUGAACAGCCGCUUGAGCUGGCCCUUGCGGUGGCGGAUGUUCCGGUGCAUUCGUCGUGCUUCUGUCGUUUGGAUACUUCGCAGAGGCCGCAGGUUUUGAAUGAGAGCUCCUCUGAUGGGAAGUGUUGCUAA
This is a messenger RNA of Penicillium alfredii, 1731 nucleotides long. RefSeq lists its product as uncharacterized. Gene Ontology annotation, molecular function: protein binding. The transcript has a single exon. The record is from RefSeq and is a predicted model, not a curated record. Gene Ontology annotation, cellular component: intracellular anatomical structure. The coding region runs from base 1 to 1731 and encodes 576 amino acids. NCBI's taxonomy places the organism in Eukaryota, Fungi, Ascomycota, Eurotiomycetes, Eurotiales, Aspergillaceae.